Molecule: messenger RNA, 7371 nt
Organism: Sphaeramia orbicularis (orbiculate cardinalfish)
Lineage: Eukaryota; Metazoa; Chordata; Actinopteri; Kurtiformes; Apogonidae
Gene: pcm1
Product: pericentriolar material 1
Exons: 40
Coding region: 284-6673 (2129 amino acids)
Biological process (GO): non-motile cilium assembly; microtubule anchoring at centrosome; protein localization to centrosome
Cellular component (GO): ciliary basal body; centriolar satellite; centrosome
Source: RefSeq, a predicted model, not a curated record
UUGGGUACAAGUGACGAAACACUCGCGCUAACUGCCUGUGCGGAGGAGGGAACAUUUCAUUGUUGUUCCCGGGACUCCGAGCGGGCCACAACACACAAUCCAACGGUAGCCGACGUUAACGCACAGUUGAGAAUAUUAGCCAGGUGAUCUACUGAUGUUUUAAAGUUGGUUUUGACCUGAUAAAGAGCGAGUACGCAGUCUAGCUAAAAUUAACCUACUUGUUUUGGGAAGGAAAGAUACAGCUAGAGCGUGUGUGUUGUUAUAGAAAGUGUAAGAGGCUAACAUGGCAACCGGAGGGACUCCUUUUGAUGACAGUACAGAGGAGCUACACAACUGGACUGUAACUAAUGGCAGUCUGGAAGACCGGCUCAACAACAUGGACUGGGGUGUACAACAGAAGAAAGCUAACCGUUCUUCAGAGAAAAACAAGAAGAAACUGUCAGCUGCAGUGGUGGAAAGCCGCCUGACCAAUGAUAUCUCACCAGAGUCCACUCCCGGGGCUGGUCGCAGGAGAGCACGCACACCUCAUUCUUUUCCCCACAUUAAGUAUACCACCCAGAUGUCUGUCCCAGACCAGGCAGAACUGGACAAGCUGCGUCAGAGGAUCAAUUUCACAGACCUGGAUGAGCGGAGCAUUGGCAGUGACUCCCAGGGUCGUGUCACAGCAGCCAACAACCAGCGCCAGUUAGCUGGAGAGAACAAGAAACCGUACAAUUUCCUACCUCUACAUGUUAAUACGAACAAAAGCAAGGAGCUGCUCCCUCCCUCCUCCUCUGCCCCAGCCACCCCAGCCAUCACUAAGGAAACCAAGAAACAGAGCCCAGGACUCAGGGAUACUUUAGCCCCUGUGGUUCCAGUUAAAGACACGCCAAGGCUCAGCUGUGGUGGCAUUGACAGAGCACUGCCUACAGUUCACAGGGAAUAUGGGAGAGGAGAGGCAAGAAUUGACAGCAGCCAGGUGGUGAGUAAACUGGUCCAGAUCCGGGAGUACAUCAGUAAGGCCAGCUCCAUGCGGGAUGACCUGGUAGAGAAGAAUGAUGUACCGGCAAACGUGGAACGCCUUUCUCAUCUCAUCGAGCACCUCAAAGAGCAGGAGAAGUCCUACUUACGGUUCCUGCAGAAAAUGCUGGCGCGGGAAAAUGAUGACGAUGAUGUGGGGACUCUGGACUCUGCAGUGGGUUCAGGUUCAGUGGCAGAGAGCACUUCUCUUAACAUUGAGGUGCGCUCCUCAGAUGCCUCCAAUGCAACGGGUGGUAGGCCAGAAGCUGUGCGAGCUGACCAAAAGGAAGAGUUAGAGAAUUUGCGAAAGCAGCAUGAGCUGCUAAAGAAGAUGCUGGAGCAGCAAGAACAGCUCAGGGCUCUUCAGGGCCGGCAGGAAGCAUUGAUGGCCAUGCAGCACAGUGCUGAACGAGCACUGGCUGUGAUUGAAGACACUGCAGUGGUCACUGAAACCACAGGUAGUGUAUCGGGCCUGAGCAUCACAUCAGAACUGAAUGACGAGUUGAACGAUUUGAUCCAGCGGUUCCACAACCAGCUACAUGAUUCUCAGUCUAAGGCAGUGCCAGAUAACCGUCGUCAGGCUGAGAGUCUCUCCCUCUCCAGAGAGGUCUGCUGGUCCAGGUCUCCCCAGGCUGUGGGCCCACCUCAACACCGACCCCUCCUGCACUCUGCUUCUGGUCCUCACACUGGUCUGGAUGCAGCAGCUGCUAGUGCCAAACUCAGUAAACUUCAGGAGCUCCAGGACAAGAAACAGACCAUGGACAAAAUCCUACAGGAACUGCAUUCACUCCGAGACCAGACACUCAACAACAACUCUUGUCGAGGUUUAUCAACACAAUGCAGUCUGAGUAUGGCUGGAUCUUCAACUUGUCCAUCUGCUCUGUGUUCUAAUGGAGCCUCGGCCUCCACUUCCUUCCAUCCGUCACACUCACAACACCAGGACAGUUCCAAUUCUACUGACAAGCUCAGGAAGCUUAAGGAGGUCCACAAGCGUUUAAAUGAGUUACGGGAGUUGGUUCAGUACUAUGAGCAGACCUCUGAUAUGAUGGUGGAUGCAGUUAAUGUGAAAGAAGAUGAUGAUGAGGAAGAAGAGGAGGAAGAUGAGACAGAAGAUGGGUCCAUGUUUGAGGCCAUGUUUGACUCUGAGCAGGAGAACCGUCAGCCUGUUACUAACAUAAGAAACCCACAGCGUGGUGGGAACUGGUCAGACUUGAACAGCCUGACCAACAGCCGCACUGUCAGAAGUAGUGGCACAAACAAUCGUGAUGGCAGACUCAACACAGAAUGUGAGAUCAAUAACCGAUCAGCAGCCAACCUCCGCAGCCUCAACAUCCCAUCAGUUAUUGCAUGUCAGUAUAAUAGGGACACUUCCUAUAAUCAGGUGAAGGAUGAAGAUGAGGAUGAGGACUGUCUUGAUAAUGAUGAAGGAGCGCACGCUGUGGCUGCGGACAGUGAUGCAUCAGGGUCUAGUCGGAGGAGCAGCCUUGGUAAUGAUGCAGCUUUUGUUCAGAAGGUCCAUCGGCGUACAGCUAAACAGAAACUGCGGCAGCUGCAGGAACUGGUGGCCAUGGUUCAGAGUGAUGACACAGAUGGCACAACAGCUAAUGAAGAUGAGACAUUACAUCAACAGCCAAAUAAUACUAGAUCUACUGGACCUGGGGCCCUGGGGUCUGGAAGCAAACAGAAUCCCAGAGAUCUCACAUUGUCAAGCCAGGCCAGGGAGAAACUAUAUGUAGAGAAACUACGUCAGCAAAAGCAAGAGUUGAAACAGCUCCAUGAAGAGCGCCAGAGGCUCAUUGAAAUCCAGGGCAAGAUCCAGGACCUGCAGUGGGCUUGCCCUGAUAUUCAGUCAUCUGUGUCCAGCACAGUGAGUCAGCAGGGCUUGCUGAGGAAAGUCCCACUUGCAGUUUCAACUCCAGCAGCCAUCCAAGUUUCUUCCUGCUCUGGAACCAAAACCAACUCUGCUAUGCUCAAACCAACUGCCCCAGAAGCUGCAACUUCUUCAGUCACUGACAAUGAGCAGCUUUGGUCAGAGAUGCGUCGUCACCAGAUUUUGCGGGAAGAACUGCGACAGCGUCGAAAGCAUCUAGAGUCUUUGAUGGCUGAACAUCAGAGACGCAGCGGUCGCAGUGACUCCCCUCAUAGGAUUGAUGACCAAGAAACCAUAGCCACACUGUCUGUCAGCAGGGAUGAAAGGACAAUGGCUACCUGGGGUUCCACUCCCUGCCACCUUGAUGUUGAUGACGAUGAUGAAGUGGAUGAUUAUCAGUCAGGGAUGGAUGCUGAGGAGGAAGAGGAGCAGGAGGAAUGUGCAGAGAGCAGCACUGAUGAUGAUAUCCACAUUUACUCAUCCAGCAGGAAUCAGCGGUCUUUCAGCAACAGGAAGAAUCAAGGAAGCAACCUGAAGCCUCCUCCAACCUUCUCAGGUGAGGGUAAUGGCCAUCUGUCGUUUAAUAGUAAGGUCAAUACCAAACAGCAGCAGCAGCAGUCUAGGAGUUUGAAUCAGCCCGUGAACCAGCACAGUGGUACACGACGGCAAGAGAACCUCCGCUGGGCAUCAGAUCUGUCAUUUGCCGAAGGCUCGUGUCACUGGCAGGAACAGGUCAGCCAGCUGCAGAAACAGCUGGACUUCAGCACCAGCAUGUGUCAGACUCUUCUGCAGGACCAGCAGACACUGUCAUAUAUGUUGCAAACCCUGCUGACAGGUCAAUGCAGCAUUCUGCCCAACAACGUGUCAUCACCACAGGUCCAACUGAUGAUGCACCAACUCAACCAAUGUUACACCCAGCUGGCUUGGCAGCAAAACAAUGUACAAAGAUUGAAGCAAGUACUGAAUGAGCUGCUCCGCCAGCAACAACAACAGCAGCAGCAGCAGCCUCCACCCUCUUCAGUAGCAGGUUGGCAGACUCAAAAGCAGACUUCAUCCCAGGAAUCCAGCUCCUGUCCCUCAGUCUCUCAUGGCAUGGGCCCUCCUUUCUCUUCUACCCUGCAACCUCUAACCAACAACAUGCCAGCAGCUGCCUUAUCCCCUUUCCCUCCCAGUUUUAACUUAUAUCCACUCUUCCCUGCUGCCAUGGGUGAGUUCCCACAGGGUGCAGCAGGGCAGGCUACCCCCGAGCACCAGAAGCAGCAGUUAGAUCCCAAUACUUCAAUCAAAACAGAGUACAUGAGUUUCCCUCCUCCACUGCAACGCACUCCUCUUAACUCCACUACAGAGAGAGGGCCUGUGAGUUGGCUUAAUACCUCAUACACAAACAACACUAUCCAGCACCAUUCUGUAAAAGCGGAUCCCAGAGAGUCUCCCCCUUCCUCUCCAACCAUCGCCUACCAGCACUUCCAACCUCAAGACUUUGACCGGGCCUCACAGGGGAGUUUCAGCAGCAUGCCUGAUCCUGUCGACCCCACUACCAUCACAAAGACCUUCAAAACUGGGCGAAAGGCCUCAGCACAGGCAAACCUGGCCUCUCGAACCAAGACCCCCAAUUCGAAGAGCCGUCGCAGGAGGAACAAAGGACACAACAUGAACAAUGAAGGUCGAGACAGUGACAGUGCCAGCAGCACUGCCGACGGUGGCCAGGAGAGGGCACCCCUGUCUCGUGGCAAGGAUCAGAAUCAGCGUCUCCUGGCCAAACUGACACAAGAGAAACUAGACAGCAAAAUGAAGAUGGGACACAAACAAAAUGACCUCUCCUCUGCCUAUGCUUGGAGAACACCCUUCCUCUCUAACAGAAUUGCAUGCACAGAAGCACCAGAUGCAAGUAGUGACUUCUCACUAUUUGAGGCACUGAGGGAAACCAUUUACUCUGAGGUGGCAACUUUGAUAUCUCAGAACGAGUCCCGACCCCAUUUCCUCAUCGAGCUAUUCCAUGAGCUGCAGCUUCUCAACACAGACUACUUACGUCAGAGAGCACUGUAUUCAUUACAGGACAUAGUGACCAGGCACCUGACAGAGAAGAGUGCAGCUGAGGACCAUUUGCCCCCCCUCGGCCCUGUGGCGUGGGCUGCAGGUUCUCAGUCUGAGCUCACACCCAGUGAGAGUCUGGCUACAAGCGAUGCAGAGGUGGUCGAGAAGAACGUUAGGCUUGCACAGGACAAGAAGCGGGAUGAUGUAGAAUCUGUGGGCAAUGAGAGCACCAUGUCUACUUCAUCAAACCUGGAACCAUUCGCCAAUGAUGACCUGGGCAACACGGUGAUUCAUUUAGACAAAGCUCUGGCCAGGAUUAGGGAGUAUGAACGCAUGAAACUUAAAGCUGAGUUUAACCCGUGCAAUGGCAGCUCUGCAGAUGCAGGUGGUUCUGAAGCUUCAAAUGCUGAACAUCCUUCUGCUAACCCUGCUACAUCACUGGAAGGAGCAGUCGGUGAUGUGCGCUGUCCUCAGAUUGACACUCAACAACUGGACCGUCAGAUCAAAGCUAUCAUGACAGAAGUCAUCCCUUUCCUCAAGGAGAAUAUGGAUGAGGUGUGCUCACUUCAGCUGUUGACAUCUGUGCGGCGCAUGGUCCUUACCCUCACCCAGCAGAAUGAUGACAGCAAAGAGUUUGUUCGUUUUUUCCACAGACAGCUGGGAGGAAUCCUGCAGGACUCUCUCAGUAAAUUUGUGGGUCGUACUCUCAAGGACUGUGGCGAGGACCUUCUUGUGGAGAUCUCAGAGAUCCUCUUCAAUGAAUUGGCCUUUUUCAAACUCAUGCAGGAUUUGGACAGUAGCAACAGCCUCACACUGGCAGCCAAACACAAAAACAGGAUGAAAGCUGAACUGCCCUAUAAAGCCAAGCAUAAUCUCAAGGAAAGUGCAAACCCUGAAGCUAAUAAGUCAGUUUCUCCAACGUAUUCAGAUGAAGACAAGGACCAAGAUGAAGCCGAGCAGGAUGCUGACUCUGCUCACCAGACCCAGCAGGAGCUUUACCUUCAAACAGAGAGGAAGGACAACAAGAGCAGUGAAGCUUCAGAGGCAGAAGAGGAAGACGAAGACGAAGGAGACAGACAGGGAAUUCCUCUAUCAAUCAGUCUCUCAAAAGCAGAGACCCAGGCCUUGACAAACUACGGGAGCGGGGAGGACGAGAACGAAGAAGAGGAGAUGGAGGAGUUUGAGGCUGGACCGGUGGAUGUCCAAACCUCUCUACAGGUUACUACUGAUGGACAGGUGGAACAUGAGGUGAAAAUGCAGACAGAAACCUCAGAGAACAAAACCGAAGAGAAGGAUUCAGUACACGGAGAUGCUGAGACCACCAACAGGUCACCAGAGCCUGGUGAUUCCACAGGAGAGGAGCACAACGUGUCAGAGCAUCAGAGGCCUGAGGAAGAGGAGAGUAAAGCUGAGGCAGCUGCUGCAUCUGAGGAGAACACCACAGCCCCCCAGAGUCAGGAUGUCCCCAAAGAGCCCACCACCAGCAGCAGUCCUGACACAGACUCCCCCGUCAUGAUCAGUGUGGAUGAGGUGGGCUCAGGUAACACCAGUCAGAGGUCUGACGAGGAGGACUUUGUCAAGGUGGACGACUUGCCUCUGCAGCUCACGGUCAUGUGUGAGGAGGAGCUGCAGAAGAGAAUAGUGGAGGAGCAGCAGAAUAACAACCUGUCUGUGGAGAUCCUCCGUGGGAACACUGAAUCACUCAGUGGACUGGUGGGAAAUGCUCAAGCACUGAAGGAGCCAGAGAUCGUUGGCUCCCCGAGUGUGUAAACACAUAUCCAGAUGUCAUCAGAGCUCUCCCGUGAUUAGAAACACUAUCCUUAAACCCUCCAUCAGUUGAGUUUAUUCUUGUUGAUUCUUAAUCUGCUAGUUUAAAGGAGCAGUGGCUUAUACUUGUGAUCACUUUUAGCAGUGACACAACUGAUAACUAAAGCUGUGCACGUAAUUAACACUGACUUGUAUUGGUGAAUGUUGAAUGUGAUACUGAUAAUCUGGGAUGGGGUUAUCGCUCUGUGCUGCUCAUUUACUGACAGUUCAGCCUCUGUUGGAAUCUUUCCUCGUUCUGAACCUCCUGCUCUGAUACACCUUAGGCUCUUUUCUUAGUUCUCUGUUCUGGGAUCAGUUUGACAUUAAUUGUGAUUUUUUUUUUUUUUUAAUGUUUUUUUUUUGCCUCUGCCUUGCCUUACUGUUGUACAGUUCAUCUUUUUUCUGCACUUGAUUCCUAAUUAUAAAGAGAUUACAGUAGACUGGAGGUUAAGCUGUAGACUGGUUGACAGGAGUUGAUUGUUGGAACAUUUUUUCUUUUAUAUCAGAGCUCAGCGCUCAAACUUAGAUUUUAUCUCCUCAGACACCUUUAUACACAGUUUUGUUGUUACUGUUAGUUUCCCCAUGUAAUUAAAAUGCUGACUACACUGAUCAGUUUUAAAUAAUAAAACGCUGGACCUUCAAAAAUUGUCAGUUGUUUUUCA